This is a messenger RNA of Abrus precatorius (Indian licorice), 2552 nucleotides long. Its product is annotated as receptor-like protein 4. The transcript is spliced from 9 exons. NCBI's taxonomy places the organism in Eukaryota, Viridiplantae, Streptophyta, Magnoliopsida, Fabales, Fabaceae. Gene Ontology annotation, molecular function: protein binding. The record is from RefSeq and is a predicted model, not a curated record. Bases 132 to 2048 code for a protein of 638 amino acids.
UGCAUACCUGCUAUGGUUGAAUUGAAGGUGGUUCUGCCGCUAAUCUCGGCUGUUUCCCUCCUUUUCUUGUCUUUAAGAUUGAUUAAUAUGUCGUCACAAACCACACUGGGACUCUCACUCCAAGAAACACCAUGAAUCUACCCCACUCCUUCUUCCUCGUUUUCUUCGUCUUCAACAGCAUCACAAUCACCACAUCAACAACUCCACCAUACCCCUACGGUUUCUCCAACCACAUCAACUGCGGCACCUCCACCAACUCCACAGACCCCUUCAACACCACAUGGCUCUCCGACCGCUUCUUCACAGCCGGCACCUCCGCCAUCGUAUCCGAACCCCUCCGCUUCCGUCUCCCCUCUGAAAAAACUCUCCGCUUCUUCCCGCCAUCUUCCUUCGGCAAGAAAAACUGCUACUCCUUCCCCUCUCUCCCCUCCGGCCGCUACCUCCUCCGCACAUUCACCGUCUACGACAAUUACGACGCCAAGUCACGCCCUCCUUCCUUCGACGUCGCCCUCUCCGCCACCGUACUCUUCAGUUGGCGUUCCCCCUGGCCCGAGUCCACCGCCCGCGACGGCGCUUACUCCGAUCUCUUCGCAUUUGUUCUUAAUACCUCCUCCACCACCACCACCGCCACCACCGAUCUCUGCUUCUACGGCUUCGCCACCGACGCCCCUAUCGUCUCCUCCGUCGAGCUCGUCCAAGUCGAUCCCGCCUCCUACGACUCCUCCACCACUGGCCACAAACUCGCCCUCGUCAACUACGGCCGGCUUUCCUGCGGCUCUGACUACCACUGGGGCCCCGGCGUCACCAACGACACCGACCGCUUCGGCCGCUCCUGGCAGCCCGACGCCCCCUUCCGAAACCUACCGGAGGACUCCAACAUUGUCCACGUCCUGUCAACGGAGAACUCCAUCGCCGGCGCCAACGAAGAGCCUAAUUACUUUCCGAUGAAGGUGUACCAGUCGUCGGUUACGACGGAGGGCGCGUUGGGGUACGAAUUGGAAGUGGACGCGAAGAUGGACUAUACGGUGUGGUUGCACUUUGCGGAGAUUGAUUCGACCGUGAAGAGAGCGGGGGAGAGAGUCUUCGACGUGUUGAUCAACGGCAACAACGUUACCAGAGUUGAUAUAUUCAAGGAAGUGGGUGGUUUCGCCGCGUUUACUUUGCAUUACACCGUCAAGAACCUUAGCACCAACGUGUUGAGCCUCAAGCUCGUUCCUGUUGUUGGUGCCCCUCUCAUUAGUGCCAUUGAGAAUUACGCAUUGGUUCCCAAUGAUCCUUCCACUCACCCUCUCCAAGUGAGUGCUAUGAAGGCGUUGAAGGAGUCGCUUCGUGUUCCUAGUAGAAUGGGUUGGAAUGGUGAUCCUUGUGCUCCUACUACUUGGGAUGCUUGGGAGGGUGUUACCUGCCGCAUGAGUAACGAUAAAACUUCUCUUGUCAUUAGUGAAAUAGAUCUUGGCAGUCAGGGAUUGAAAGGGUACAUAAGUGACCAAAUUAGUUUUUUGUCCGACUUGGUUCGCCUGAAUUUGAGUUCUAAUUCCUUGGAGGGUGAAAUACCGCCAGGACUUGGUCAAGAAUCCCUGGUACAAGUGGAUUUAUCCAACAAUCAGUUAAUGGGAUCCAUACCAGAUAGUCUAGCAUCUUCGAAUUUGAAACUUGUGCUAUUGAAUGGUAACUUAUUGGAAGGACGAGUGCCAGAGCAACUUUAUUCGGUUGGUGUGCACGGUGGAGUAAUUGAUCUGUCUGGCAACAAGGGGUUGUGUGGUGUACCAUCUCUACCUUCAUGUCCUAUGUUUUGGGAGCAUGGCAGAUUAUCGACUCGGGGUAAAAUUGCAAUAGGCAUGUCAUGUCUUUUUGUUUUCUUUGUGGCACUGCUGGUGGCAUAUAUCUACAUCAGGAAGAAAAGGAACGGUUAUGACUUUGGUCUGCCUCAUGAACUAAUGGCAUUAGCUGCCAAGAGAAACCGCUAUCAGAGGCAGAAAUCGUUGAUGCUUCUUGAGCUGGAGAGUCAACACGCCAAGGGAUUGCCUUCACCUUUUACUCCACAAUAACUUUUUUAAUGGAAAUAGAAGAUUGAUUUUCAUAGGAUUCGGCUAAACAUACACCAUCAUUGCUUAGAGAAAGUGAUUGAACGUACAAGAUUGCAGCAUCCCAGUUCGGCCAUGAGGCAAGGUCGCUUAAGAAAGAUAAAAAAUUGGCUUAUGGGGUCUCUGCUUUUCUCUUACAACUUAUUUGUCACGUCGAGGAUCCUGCAGGCUACCUUUUGCGAUGCACUGUAAUUGUUUCCUGAAACCUCAUAAAAAGGAAUAUCCCCGGUUAUAUCACUACACUAGCCACCUGUACCUUUUGACGAAUACCUGAUAGGAAUAACCCAUCAACGUAUGCAACAAUUUAGUGUAAGUUUUUCAUGUUACAUCAAUUCUGCUUGAUUCAUAACCCUGUAGACUGAUUUAUAUAGCUAAACAUCAGUGAGUUUUAGUGUACAAUGUACUGUCGAAGCUUUUUCAUACAUGUAUCAAGUAAAGCAUAAUAGAGAAAAUUACGUACAUUUUCGU